Rhinichthys klamathensis goyatoka is the source of this 5294-nucleotide messenger RNA. It is a transcript of the gene muc13a, whose product is annotated as mucin 13a, cell surface associated. NCBI's taxonomy places the organism in Eukaryota, Metazoa, Chordata, Actinopteri, Cypriniformes, Leuciscidae. The transcript is spliced from 13 exons. Bases 1 to 4854 code for a protein of 1617 amino acids. The record is from RefSeq and is a predicted model, not a curated record.
AUGGAGCUCGUCUAUCGUCUUGAGAGGGGUGUAAACCUCUCAGACGAUUCGACGGCUGACGAGAGUGAGCUGCAGGUGGAUGACGAACACUAUUCUCCUACUGUUCCUGCAGCGAGUGCUCUUCAGGACGAGCAGGAAAAUGAGGCGAUUGACCAGGCCCUGGCCCUGACUGAUGACCCGGGCAUGGCAGCCACCUUGGCUGAGGGCUCAGGUGUGACACAAGGAACACGGGGUGAUAUAAAAAGGACAAUGUCCCCUUUAGUGGUUCUAUUGAUUAUUAUAGGAUUGUUGGGGCCAACGUGUGAAAAUCAAAGAAAUGUGUCUGAUUCAGCAGUUUCACAUCAUACGGCCUCAUCAGACCAAAUAGUUAUCAACAGGAACCAAUUGAAUAACAGAGCACUGGAAAAUUGGCCUGUGGCCAAUCGUACAGAUAUUAAAAUUUUUAGGAAAGGAUCACUUGUUAUUUCCAGACAAUACUGGUACCCCGUUUUAGAAAUAGCCAUUAAAAAACCAAACCCCACAUCCCCUGCAAUCACCUUGGCCACAACACCAACACUCUCAAAUACAACACAGUCAUUCAACUCUGAGUCAUUACCAGCUACAACAAGUUUGUUGCCCACUUCAUCUUUCCCAACAACUGCAGAAACAACCUCUUUAGGGCCAUCAACAACCAAAACAACAAAAUCUAUAAUUUCAACAGAGCCCCUAACAACUAGCAUUCAAGUGCAUACAAGCAAACAGACGACAACCUCAAGACAAAUAUCAGAAACAACAGAGUCACAGAUUUCAACACUACCAAAAGAAACCAAUCCAACGACAACAAUCGUACCAACUGCCAACCCAAGACAGCCAACAACCAUCACAAAUUCCACAACAUCAGUGCAACAAAAAACUGCCACUGCAAACAAUGUACCAUUAGACACCUCAAGGCAACUAACAGCCACCACAUCAACGGUGUCUGUAUUUCCAGAAACAAUCACUCCAUCAACCACACCAGCAACUACCUCAAUGCAGCUAACAAACGACAUAAACACAAGAAAUAUAGUCGGGACACCAGAGGAAACUUCAACAUCAGUGGGUACUACAAUCAGUAUCCACACAACAACUGCAAUGGAUGGCUCAAAUGCUCCAGAAGUAACAGGAACUACCAUUUCAUCUGCAAAUCUGCCAGCUACAUCAGGAACAGGUGUUAGUUUUAAAAGCUUAAAAACUACAAUUGCAGUAGGUACAAGUGCUGAAAGAACAUUGAGAACUGCAGAACCGGAUUCCACCUCAACUUUAUGGUCUGCAGUGGCACCUGGAACAGCAAGGGCUGCAACAACAAUAAUACCUAAAACAGAGGUCUCCGCCACUGUCAAAAGAGUGACACAAGAACCUAAAACACAAGCUGAUAUGGGUUCUUCAUCAGCAGCACAAACUACAUUAAGAGCAUCUGAUACAACAGAAUCAAAAAUUACUCUGACUACAGCAGCACGAAUAACAGAGGAAUCAUCACCUCUAACUGAAGCAGGUAAAGUAAAGACAAUAGCUGCAGGAACAUCCAGAACUACAGAAUCAUCUGCAGAAGCCCCAACAUUGUUAGUGCCAGGGACAACCACAGCAUCAACCAUUAGAAAUGAACCAGAAAUAACCAAGACUACACUAGCUGAAGGCUCAUCUACUGGAUUACAAUCUAUAGCAGUAAAUACAUUGACAACAACAACAAGCCUGGCAGAGUCUGUUGCUGCAACCAAAGCUUCAACAUUGGUACCAGAAACAUCUCAAGUCACAACAGAACCUUUACCAUCCCAAACAGAAACUACAACGUUAAUGUCGAUGAAGCCAGUAACAGUGACUCAUAACUCAGAGGUCUCCACCAUUGUCAAAAGAGUGACACAAGAACCUAAAACACAAGCUGAUAUGGGUUCUUCAUCAGCAGCACAAACUACAUUAAGAGCAUCUGAUACAACAGAAUCAAAAAUUACUCUGACUACAGCAGCACGAAUAACAGAGGAAUCAUCACCUCUAACUGAAGCAGGUGAAGUAAAGACAACAGCUGCAGGAACAUCCAGAACUACAGAAUCAUCUGCAGAAUCUCGAACAUUGUUAGUCCCAACAACAAGUGCAACUAUUGCAGCAUCAGCAGGAGUGACAUCAGCAUUGCCAGCAACUGUAUCAGGGACAACCACAGCAUCAACCAUUAGAAAUGAACCAGAAAUAACCAAGACUACACUAGCUGAAGGUUCAUCUACUGGGUUUCAUUCUAUAGCAUUAGAUACAUUGACAACAACAACAGCCCUGGCAGAGUCUGUUACUCCAACCAAAGCUUCAACAUUGGCACCAGAAACAUCUCAAGUCACAACAGAACCUUUAGCAGCCCAAACAGAAACUACAACAUUAAUGUCGAUGAAGCCAGUAACCGUGACUCAUAACUCAGAGGUCUCCGCCACUGUCAAAAGAGUGACAAAAAAACCUACAACACAACCUGAUAUGGAUUCUUCAUCAGCAGGACAAACUACAUUAAGAGCAUCUGGUACAACAGAAUCAACACUUACUCCGACUACAGCAGCACCAAUAACAGAGGAAUCAUCACCUCUAACUGAAGCAGGGGAAGUAAAGACAACAGCUGCAGGAACAUCCAGAACUACAGAAUCAUCUGCAGAAGCCCCAACAUUGUUAGUGCCAACAACAAGUGCAACUACUGCAGCAUCAGCAGGAUUGGCAUCAGCAUUGCCAGCAACUGUAUCAGGGACAACCACAGCAUCAACCAUCAGAAAUGAACCAGAAAUAACCAAGACUACACUAGCUGAAGGUUCAUCUACUGGGUUUCAUUCUAUAGCAUUAGAUACAUUGACAACAACAACAGCCCUGGCAGAGUCUGUUACUGCAACCAAAGCUUCAACAUUGGCACCAGAAACAUCUCAAGUCACAACAGAACCUUUAGCAGCCCAAACAGAAACUACAACAUUAAUGUCGAUGAAGCCAGUAACAGUGACUCAUAACUCAGAGGUCUCCGCCACUGUCAAAAGAGUGACAGAAAAACCUACAACACAACCUGAUAUGGAUUCUUCAUCAGCAGGACAAACUACAUUAAGAGCAUCUGGUACAACAGAAUCAACACUUACUCCGACUACAGCAGCACCAAUAACAGAGGAAUCAUCACCUCUAACUGAAGCAGGUGAAGUAAAGACAACAGCUGCAGGAACAUCCAGAACUACAGAAUCAUCUGCAGAAGCCCCAACAUUGUUAGUGCCAACAACAAGUGCAACUACUGCAGCAUCAGCGGGAUUGACAUCAGCAUUGCCAGCAACUGUUUCAGGGACAACAACAGCAUCAACCAUCAGAAAUGAAUCAGAAGCAACCAAGACUACACUAGCUGAAGGUUCAUCUACGGGAUUACAUUCUAUAGCAGUAGAUACAGUGACAACAACAACAGCCCUGGCAGAGUCUGUUACUGCACACAAAGCUUCAACAUUGGUACCAGAAACAUCUCAAGUCACAACAGAACCUUUACCAUCCCAAACAGAAACUACAACAUUAAUGUCGAUGAAGCCAGUAACCGUGACUCAUACCUCAGAGGUCUCCGCCACUGUCAAAAGAGUGACAGAAAAACCUACAACACAACCUGAUAUGGAUUCUUCAUCAGCAGGACAAACUACAUUAAGAGCAUCUGGUACAACAGAAUCAACACUUACUCCGACUACAGCAGCACCAAUAACAGAGGAAUCAUCACCUCUAACUGAAGCAGUUGAAGUAAAGACAACAGCUGGAGGAACAUCCAGAACUACAGAAUCAUAUGCAGAAGCUCCAACAUUGUUAGUCCCAACAACAAGUGCAAAUAUUGCAGCAUCAGCAGGAGUGACAUCAGCAUUGCCAGCAACUGUAUCAGGGACAACCACAGCAUCAACCAUUAGAAAUGAACCAGAAAUAACCAAGACUACACUAGCUGAAGGUUCAUCUACUGGGUUUCAUUCUAUAGCAUUAGAUACAUUGACAACAACAACAGCCCUGGCAGAGUCUGUUACUGAAACCAAAGCUUCAACACUGGCACCAGAAACAUCUCAAGUCACAACAGAACCUUUACCAUCCCAAACAGAAACUACAAUGUCAAUGUCAAUGUCAAUGAAGCCAGUAACAGUGACUCAUACCUCAGAGGUCUCCACCACUGUCAAAAGAGUGACACAAGAAACUACAACACAAGCUGAUAUGGAUUCUUCAUCAGCAGGACAAACUACAUUAAGAGCAUCUGGUACAACAGUAUCAACAAUUGCUCCCGCUACAGCAGCACCAAUAACAGAGGGAUCAACAAUUACUCCUGCUACAGCAGCCCGAGUAACCACAAAUACUGAUCCCCCUUACCUUGAUGAAAGAAGCAUAGGGUUAAGAUUCAGUCUAAACGAAAUUUUCCAAGAAAUAUAUAGGAACACAUCAUCCUCUGCUUUCUUUACAUUGGCAUCCAGAGUGGUAACUGAGAUAAACUUAGUUUACAAGGCAAGUUAUCUCAGAGGAUACAAGCGAUCCAGAGUCGAAUCAUUCACGAAUGGCUCCAUUAAAGUGGACAUGUCUCUUAUCUUUGAAAAUUCUUCUAUGGUCCCAAGCUCAGUUGAGGUAGAAUCUAUUCUUUAUGGGAAUGCUAUGAAUGGGAGCAUACUUCUGAACAUCACACUGGACACUAUCAAAGCAGGGGAAAUAGUUACUCCUAACACAGCUGUCACAAAUGCAACCAUGCAAACUACUACCAUGAGAUCCACAGCAAGUACAAACGAGAACACAAACACCACCUCUGGUGCCUUUUCACAGAUGGUAUGCUGUUCACUAAUGUCUAUAUCUCCAGCCAUCGUGGUUUUAUUAGCUCAAACUGUGAUGUUUUUGUAAUUGUAAAGUUCAAAAAAGAGAUAAAACACUAUAGAAAGACACUAUGUUUAUAUUUAAGCUGAUUGUAUUAGUUAAACUAGACAAAUGUUGACUAUUAUAUUAGGCACAUAUUGUACUGUGCGUACAAGUUUUAGGACCCUAUAAUAAUCUCAUUAUUUAUUAAAAUAUUCAUCCCACCUGCAGACCACAAGUUACCAUCUGAAAAUGUAUUAAUAUUAACGGUAUAACUUCACAAUAAGGUCUAAUUUGUUAACAUUAGUUAAUGCAUUGACUAACAUUAGCCUAUAUUUUUUACAGCAUUUAUUAAUGUUAGAUAAUGAAAAUAUUAUUGUUUAUGUUAGUUCACAGUUAAUUAACUAAAGUUAACAGAUGCAACUUUUGACCUUCAAAAUCUAAAUGUUGAGAUUAACAUUCGCUAAGAUUAAUAAAUGUUAAUCUAC